CUCUAUCGAAGUGGUUUUUUAUUUUUAUUUUUAUUUUUCUUGAAAAAUGGGUUAAGAUAGACGGUAAUUUCUUUUGUUUUUACUUGUUUAUUUAUUUAUUAUUAUUAUUUUAAUGGUAUUGAUAUUUAUUGAUAGUUUUUUACUAUAAGGAUUCCUUAUUUUUUUUUACGUAAUAUUACAUUGUAUAGUGAUACUAAGCCAUAGGAUUUUGGUAAUGGAUAUUUGCUGUAAUUUUAUAAAAAGAAAAUAUUAUAUGAUUAUAUUAAAGUUUAAUAUUAUAUAAAAAUAUGACAUAUAACUUAAUCCAAUACCACUUAAAUACUAAUUAAUAACACAAUUAUUUUUAAAUACCCAAAUUAAAAACAUUUCUAAAAUUAGCACCUGUAUGGUGUUUUGUAUUGGUUAAUGAAAAUUUUCUUUUCUUUGAUAAAAAAAAAAAAUAAAAUUAUCCAGGGAAAUAAAAUUCAAUUUAGGAAAAAAAAAUUAUUUUGGAAAUUUUUAUUUAAACUUCUCUGUACCAUUGUUUUCACUUUUGUUAAGUGUAUAAAUAAAUGACUUUCAAUUCACUUCAUUUCAAAUCCCUUACCACCAAAUAUUUUUCUGUAAUUUCCUCUGUUUUUCUUGAAAGCAUUAUCAUGGAGGAAUUGGGUUCAGCCUUGUCCUUUUAUCAAGAGCAAAACAUAGAGUUAAAUUAUAAGCUGCAGGUCAUUCAAGCUGAGCUAGAAUCAACAAAAAUGGAAAUGGUUAAGAAAGAGGAGUACCUGAAAGACUUACUCGAACUCUUAAAAUCAACAAUGAAGGAAAGAGAUGAAACAAUGUAUGAGUUGCACUACUUAGAGUCUAUGAUGCUGAAAUGUAUUAAUGAUCAACCUCCUCAACCUCAAAAUAACAGUCCUAUCUCAACAAUGCCUGAUGCCAAAACCAACUCAGACUCAAGCAUUAUAUCAGAAUCACCAAAUCAUUUUUCUGCUGAUGAGACUUACCUAAAUUAUUCUCAUCAGGGCUCUUAUUCUCCACAACUCUCCAACAACAUGGCUGAAUAUUCAAGCCAGAUUGAUUUGGGUUCUGAUGUGAUUGAGAAUCUUUCCCAAGGAAAACCUCUGCCUCUGCAAGGAAAACUAUUGCAGGCUGUUUCGGAUGCUGGUACAGUACUUCCUCAAAAUCUUCUUCCAACUCGGCGGAACCGCCCGCCUCCCUCGCAGCCCUUCCAAAUUCUGCCUGAAGGUGCCGGUGCCGGUGAAGGUUAGUCAUAGUAUAAUAAUUAGAGGAAUAAUGAUUGUGAGUUGUGACACACACUGAACAAUGAAGUGUAAUGUUAUUAAUUAUUAUUAUUAUUUUUCCUUGAUUA
Messenger RNA from Cannabis sativa, 1348 nucleotides. RefSeq lists its product as uncharacterized. The transcript has 2 exons. The coding region runs from base 552 to 1247 and encodes 231 amino acids. Lineage: Eukaryota; Viridiplantae; Streptophyta; Magnoliopsida; Rosales; Cannabaceae. The record is from RefSeq and is a predicted model, not a curated record.